This is a messenger RNA of Prorocentrum cordatum, 1326 nucleotides long. The record is from the annotation of a GenBank genome assembly. NCBI's taxonomy places the organism in Eukaryota, Dinophyceae, Prorocentrales, Prorocentraceae.
UUUCGAGCAGGCCGAGGCGCUCUGGACCCACAUGGGCUGCCGUGCGCAAGGCCCGCCAGCGCCCCGGGAUGGGCCUAAUUGGGCGAGACCACACGGGCAGGCCGGAGGAGCGCCCGCGGCUGCGCUUGUGAGCCGCGGGGAAGGCUGGGCGUAAGCUGGCGGCGCCGAGGGGGGGAGGGCCCCGAGGUGGGGGGAUGAUGCUGAGGAGGAGCAGCAGGGGGAGAGAACAAGGAGCAGGAGGAGAAGGAGGCACGCGCGCGCCAAUGCCUCUUGGUCCUACCAAAAAUCAGGCAAGAUGUGUUGGGGCGGAGAGGCACGAGAAAGACAAGAAGGGGUCGAAAGAUACGGAAGGAAGUAUGGGCAGAGAGGCACCAUCAGAGAGGAGGCCAAGGGCGAUCAGAGAAUAAAAUGCUGACACCGGGGCCCGCUUGCUCGGGCCGGUAUCAAGCCUACCAGCGUGCGUGACCGAUGCUCUUCACGAGAGGGACACAAGCCCUUGCAACGGCUGGGGAGGGGAACGAUGCAUUAACUACGCAGAAAAAGUUGGUCUUGAAACCACCACCCGAGGUGGAGAGCCCAGGGCCGUGGCAAUCAAACUGAAGCCUACAAGGACGGCCAGACAAGAGAUGCCUCGGCACGGCAGCUGCACGGCGUGCGCCGCGCCGCCUCGGAACAGCCGCCUCGGAGGAGGAGGAGGAGGAGGAGGAGGAGGAGGGAGGAGGAGGAGAAACGGGAGGAGGAGGAGGAGGUCCCGGCGCGGUGGCCUCGAGACACGGCGGCUGCCCGUGCCCCUGCGCCGUGGUGGCCGCCAGCGCGCCGCGGAGGGUCUCCUCCUCCUCCUCCUCCUCCUCCUCCUCCUCCUCCUCCUCCUCCUCCUCCUCCUCCUCCUCCUCCUCAAGAGCGCCGCACGCCGCGCGGGCAGCCUCGGCGCGAGGCGGGGUCGCUUCGCUCGCAGCUGGAUGACUGCCCCGGACCGUCGUUGCGCUCACCAGCAGCCCAGGCAGCAGCAGCGCGACCCCUUCGGGGCCAGCGGCGGCUCCCACUCCGCGUCCUCGGCGGGCCGCGAGCACGUCAGCUCCUUGACCCGCUGGGGCGUCGGCGGGUGCAGCGAGCUCCAAAAGGCCGCGCGGAAAAUGUACUCCUUGCGGGAGUCCAGGCGCCUGUGGUCUCGGCUGUCCCUGACGUCCGUCCACUCCUCCCGGGGCCUCACGCAGUACAUGCUCAUGUAGGCGGGGGGAUGGGGCGGAGACGCGCUGAGCGACGUGUCCAGAGGCCCGCCGAGGGUGGCCUUCCACUUGAUGCCGUCCACGAACUGGGACACGCACC